This is a messenger RNA of Hevea brasiliensis (rubber tree), 2488 nucleotides long. RefSeq lists its product as uncharacterized. The record is from RefSeq and is a predicted model, not a curated record. Gene Ontology annotation, biological process: spliceosomal complex assembly; protein phosphorylation; regulation of mRNA processing. The transcript is spliced from 4 exons. Lineage: Eukaryota; Viridiplantae; Streptophyta; Magnoliopsida; Malpighiales; Euphorbiaceae. Gene Ontology annotation, molecular function: protein kinase activity; ATP binding. Bases 241 to 1917 code for a protein of 558 amino acids.
UUGAAAAAUGGAUCCAGAUCCGGAUCUGAAAACCCGAUUUAACUCAGAAGAGAAAGAAGAGAAGAGGGAAUUGAGAAAUUGCUCAUCUUUCCCGGUACAAUUCUCAGCGUUCCAGAAUUUAACAAAGUCUAUUUUUCAUCAUUGUGAUACUGUCACCCUAAUCCAUUGAAUUCGACACCAUUUUCUCAAUCUCCAAGCUCAAAAGCCCUGUAGAGAGAGGGGAGAAUCAAUCCAGGGCCGAUGGAUGAGAAGAAGCAGCUGGUGGAAGAGGAGGAUCGGAGCAGCGAGAGCGGAGACUACACGUCGGAGGACGAAGGAACAGAGGAUUACCGGCGCGGCGGCUACCACGCGGUGCGAAUAUGUGACGCUUUUAAGAACGGCCGUUACGUUGUCCAGAGUAAGCUUGGUUGGGGCCAUUUCUCCACAGUCUGGCUCGCUUGGGACACGCAAAAAUCUCGAUAUGUAGCUUUAAAGGUACAAAAAAGUGCUCAACAUUAUACCGAAGCUGCCAUGGAUGAGAUAACCAUCUUGCAACAGAUUGCAGAGGGAGACCCUGAUGAUAAAAAAUGUGUGGUAAAGCUUUUGGAUCAUUUUAAGCAUUCAGGUCCGAAUGGACAGCAUGUUUGUAUGGUUUUUGAGUACUUAGGGGAUAACCUUUUGACCCUUAUCAAGUAUUCUGAUUAUCGUGGAAUGCCCAUUCAUAAGGUUAAAGAGAUCUGUGUCCACAUUUUAGUGGGUUUGGAUUACUUGCAUAGGCAGCUUUCUAUCAUACACACUGAUCUCAAGCCAGAGAAUAUAUUGCUAUUAUCAAUGAUAGAUCCAUCAAAGGAUCCGAGAAAAUCUGGUGCUCCUCUUAUUCUUCCAAAUAGUAAGGAUAAGACUGUAGUGGAAUCUGCAAUUGGCAAAAUAAAUGGAGAUUUGACAAGAAAUCAAAAGAAAAAGAUACGAAGAAAGGCUAAGCGAGCAGCUCAGGGUUGUGUGGAAAAGGAAGUUUCUGCUGAAGCUGAUGCAGAUCCUGAAAAAUAUGCUAAAGAGGAGUCAUCUGCUAAUGCUAAAACAAAUGUGGGUUCAGCUGAAGAUCGGCCUACUAGUUCUGACAAUAUAAACAGUGGAUCUGAUGCCGAUGGAACGAAGAGCAAUGAUUUAGAAAAUCAGGGAAAUAAGAGGGGAAGCCACUCCACAAGGAAGAAACUGCUGGCCUCAGUUGACCUGAAGUGCAAAUUGGUGGACUUUGGAAAUGCAUGCUGGACAUACAAACAGUUUACAAAUGAUAUCCAGACAAGACAAUACCGGUGUCCAGAGGUGAUACUUGGAUCUAAGUAUUCCACAUCAGCUGAUCUUUGGUCCUUUGCUUGCAUUUGUUUUGAGCUUGCAACUGGUGAUGUCCUUUUUGACCCCCACAGCGGUGACAACUUUGAUAGGGAUGAGGACCACUUAGCAUUGAUGAUGGAGCUUCUUGGAAUGAUGCCGCGCAAGAUUGCCUUAGGUGGCCGCUAUUCUCGGGACUUCUUUAAUAGAUAUGGUGAUUUGAGGCACAUACGCAGAUUGCGUUUUUGGCCCUUGAAUAAGGUUCUCAUCGAGAAGUAUGAAUUCAAUGAAAAGGACGCAAAUGACAUGACCGAUUUCUUGGUCCCUAUCCUUGAUUUUGUCCCUGAGAAGCGGCCAACUGCUGCUCAGUGCCUUCUUCACCCAUGGAUCAGUUCAGGCCCUUGUCUCCUAGAGCCAUCUAUGCCAUCUUGUCAAAAUGAAGCCUUGGAAGGUGUAAACUCCGAAAAAAAAGGAGGGGAGAAGGAUGAGAGGGAGGCAAUGGAAAUAGGAAUUGGGAAUAUUGCAAUCAAUGCAGAUUCUAAAGCAGUAAAAGAUUCUCCAUCUGGUAGUAAGUUUUCCAAGACAGGCAUAGCUAGCUCUGCGAGGUAGGACUCUGGCAUUCAGGACUUGCAAUCUGUCCCUCCUUAUCAUCCAUAUGCAGUGUCCUGCAACAGCAGCUGGUAUUCUUGCAACGCGUGAUUACUUGAGGCUAUGGUUUGAUUUCUAUAGAUUUUGAAAGGGCAAGGAGUGAAAUGAUGCCAUGUGGCUUUGAUGCUACUUCCACUCUGGGCAGAGCAAUUGCUUAAAAAAAAAAAUGGAUACCGUGGGAGAAUUCCCUACACCUUCCUUCUGGGAACAGUUGGUCACGUUAAGCCUCUGCUACAAACUUUCUGUUUCUGAACAUUGUUCAUUUUAUGCAAUCCAUGUACCGGAUUGCUUCUCUGAAAAUGGAAAAAUAGGUACAUUACUUAAAUCCUACAAUUAUUAUUUUUUUCUCCUGCUGCAAAACUGGUGUUCUUUUCCUUUAAUAUUUCCUUAUGGAGUCUUGUUGCAUUUUAUGCGUGUCAGAGGAUCAUAAAUUUCCUCAUUUUCCAUGUAUUCUUGUGUUGUUCAUAAGAUGAGCAAUAUCAUGUUCCAUUAGAAUGGAUGAGGAAUGGACUCACAAAUUUUUUUUUCUUCA